Molecule: messenger RNA, 1207 nt
Organism: Labrus mixtus (cuckoo wrasse)
Lineage: Eukaryota; Metazoa; Chordata; Actinopteri; Labriformes; Labridae
Gene: cops6
Product: COP9 signalosome subunit 6
Exons: 9
Coding region: 52-945 (297 amino acids)
Biological process (GO): protein deneddylation
Cellular component (GO): COP9 signalosome
Molecular function (GO): protein binding; metallopeptidase activity
Source: RefSeq, a predicted model, not a curated record
UGUGUGUGUGUGUGUGUGUGUGUGUGUGUGUGUGUAGCUGGCCCCAGCGUCAUGGCAGCAGGGGUCACUGGGAGUGUGUCCGUGGCUUUACACCCUCUGGUCAUCCUCAACAUAUCUGACCACUGGAUACGAAUCCGCUCUCAAGAGGGACGACCGAUGCAGGUGAUUGGUGCUCUGAUCGGGAAGCAGGAGGGCAGGAACAUCGAGGUGAUGAAUUCCUUCGAGCUGCUGUCUCACACCAUAGAUGAGCGUGUGCAUAUCGAUAAGGAGUACUACUACACCAAGGAGGAACAAUUCAAACAGGUGUUCAAAGAAAUGGAGUUCUUGGGCUGGUACACCACAGGAGGACCCCCAGACCCCUCUGAUAUCCACAUUCAUAAACAGGUGUGUGAGAUCAUCGAGAGUCCUCUCUUCCUGAAGCUCAACCCGAUGACCAAACACACCGAUCUUCCUGUUAGUGUUUAUGAAUCUGUGAUCGACAUCAUCAGCGGCGAGGCCACCAUGUUGUUCGCCGAGUUGACGUACACGCUCGCCACCGAGGAAGCCGAGAGAAUUGGCGUCGACCACGUUGCUCGAAUGACAGCCACCGGCACCGGAGAAAACUCUACAGUGGCUGAACAUUUGAUCGCCCAGCACAGUGCGAUAAAGAUGCUGCACAGCCGGGUGAAGAUCAUUCUGGAGUACGUGAAGGCGGUGGAGGCAGGAGAGGUGCCAUUUAACCACGAGAUCCUUCGAGAAGCUAACGCCUUGUGUCACAGACUGCCGGUCCUCAGCACCAUCAAAUUCAAAACGGACUUCUACGAUCAAUGCAACGACGUGGGCCUCAUGGCGUACUUAGGCACCAUCACCAAGACCUGCAACAGUAUGAACCAGUUCAUCAACAAGUUCAACGUCCUGUACGACCGACAGGGCAUCGGCCGCAGGAUGAGAGGACUCUUCUUCUGAGGCGGGCGGCGGCGGCGGAAGCAGAGAGACGAAACGAGCACUGCAGUUUGUUUGUUUUCUCUGUUUGUGUUUGUUUGUGUUUUGAUCAUCAGCAGAAACAAACACUUAAAGCACCAGUAGCUUUUCAAAGCAGUUUACCAUUUUCAACCACGAGGUCAGAGGUCAACACAUCGAUCAGUUAGAGCGGCUCACAGACUCCUCCUCCACUGUACAUGUUUCAUUGUGUUCUUCUGUUUCUGUAUGUAAUAAAUGAUCUGCUGAG